Molecule: messenger RNA, 2127 nt
Organism: Populus euphratica (Euphrates poplar)
Lineage: Eukaryota; Viridiplantae; Streptophyta; Magnoliopsida; Malpighiales; Salicaceae
Product: Molecular chaperone Hsp40/DnaJ family protein
Exons: 13
Coding region: 95-1828 (577 amino acids)
Biological process (GO): response to heat; protein refolding
Cellular component (GO): chloroplast thylakoid membrane; cytoplasm
Molecular function (GO): ATP binding; heat shock protein binding
Source: RefSeq, a predicted model, not a curated record
AAAAACCCUCCUUCGUCCUAUCGAUCAUCGUUUUCCUUGCCUCCAGGUAGUAAUCAUGAUUACGCCCUAAAAUCCUGUUUUUUCUUCCACUACCAUGCCCGUCAUAGUCCAAGCUCCCUUCUGCUGCUUUUGGCCCAUUUCGAACCCCGCGAUUAGAGCCAUUCCUGCUAAUUCCUUUUCCACAACCCCUCCUCGUCAUUUCUUGAAAACCAACAAUUUUCGUAGUCCCAAUUUCACCCCUGCAAAGGGCCAUCGUUUUUUCAACACUACUUCUGUAAGGGCAGCAGCUUCUGCUAGAGCUGAUUAUUAUUCCACUUUGAAUGUCAGUAGAAAUGCCACUUUACAAGAAAUCAAAAGUUCCUACAGAAAGCUGGCGCGCAAGUAUCAUCCAGACAUGAACAAGGGAGCUGGAGCUGAAGACAAGUUUAAAGAAAUAAGUGCUGCCUAUGAGGUCCUAUCAGAUGAUGAGAAAAGAUCUUUAUAUGAUCGCUUUGGUGAGGCAGGUUUGCAAGGAGAAUUUGAUGGCUCUGGCAGUGGUUCGCAAGGGGUGGAUCCUUUUGAAAUAUACAACACCUUCUUUGGUGGUUCAGAUGGGUUUUUUGGUGGAAGGGGUGAAGAUGGCGGGCUUAACUUCAAUUUCAGAAAUAUGGGAAACCAGGAUCUUGACAUUCGGUAUGAUCUGUAUUUGAGCUUGGAAGAAUCAGUUUUUGGUGGACAGCGAGAAAUUGAAGUUUCUUUUUUUGAGACAUGUGAUAGCUUUUUGAAGACAGAGUUGGCUAGACGAUUUGAAAUGAAGGAUUUGGGUUCUCUUCGAUAUUUUAAGGGUAUUGAGGUAGCUUACUCACCUAGAGGUUACCUUCUUUCUCAGUUAAAAUAUGUUGCAAAUAUUCUUGAACUAGCUAUACUUAUUGAUUAUAAGACUGUAAACACUCCCAUUGAAGUUAAUGCAAGGAUGGAUGACUUGUGUGGAUUUCAGGUUUCUACUUGUGCAAAAUGCUCUGGUGAAGGCAAGGUGAUUACUGACCACUGCCGAAAAUGUGGUGGAAAUGGUAAAAUAAGGUCAAAGCGAAGCAUGAAAGUGGUCUUCCCAGCUGGUGUCAAUGAUGGAGCUACAAUGCGAAUUCAGGGUGAGGGUAGUUUCAACAAGAAAAGGGGCAUUGCUGGUGAUCUGUUUAUAAGCCUCCAUGUCAAUGAAAAACAAGGGAUUUGGAGAAAUGGUCUCAAUCUUUACUCAAAGAUCAAUGUUGAUUAUACUCAAGCAAUUCUGGGGACCAUCUUAAAGGUUGAGACUGUCGAGGGUUUGAAAGAUCUUCAAAUUCCUUCCGGGAUUCAGCCUGGAGAUGCUGUAAAAUUGUCACGGUUGGGAGUUCCAGACAUCAAUAAACCUUCUGUUCGAGGUGAUCAUCACUUUAUUGUGAAUAUUCUGAUCCCCAAAGAUAUCAGUGACAAGGAGCGAGCGCUUGUCGAGGAACUGGCUUCACUCAAGUCUGGCAGCAAGGAACAUGCAGUUUCUUCUAACAGCUCUGGCACAUUUGAAAGAAACAAGGAUCACAUUAGAGAUCCCAAAGGCAAUGCUUCAGGUCAUAGGCUCAAAUGCACUGCCUCUCUGUGGAACUCAAUUAAAGGCUUCUUGGGGCAAAAGCAAUCACGGGAAAGGUUUGCCUCUAUCACCAUGACCAACACAUCACUGUUGUGGAGAUCUGGCAAACCGGAUUUUGCCAUCAUGUUGUCUGUAAUUACAGUUUCAGUUCUAACUUGUGUUUUAACCUCCAUGCGAAAGAUACAAAGGAACAAUUCCUCGCAUAUACAGAACAUUAGGAAGAAAUGAUUUUCAGCUGAGGUCAAUGUUUUGAGAAACGAGAGAUGAGGUGUAGUCUUUGCCCAUACCUGUAAUAGAUGUAAUGGGAUUUGAUGCAUUUUAUUUAUUUCCUGGCAUCUUUCCCUUAGAUUUAUCCUGUCAAGGGCUGGCAUGAAGAUUAGAUUGUUCUUAGCAUGUAGAUGCCGCGUUCAGUAUGUAUUUUUUGAUUGGUUUUACUGGUAACUUCACUGUCUGCCGAUUUAUCUGAGCCCAUCAUUCUUGUUGUCAAAACUUUAGUGUAAUAGUGAUUCUCGUCAUUUUACUUUGAA